AUGGCCCCCCCUACUGUCUCUCUCAGCUUCCCCCACGGCGGCAAGUCGUCGUUCAGCGGCGGCCUGUUCAUCAACAACGAGUUCGUCGCGGCAGGCGAUGGCAAGACAUUCGCUGUCGUCAACCCUUCUGACGGCAAGGAGAUUGCGCAAGUCGCUGAGGCUAGUGCCAAGGACGUCGAUGUGGCCGUCAAGGCUGCUCGCAAGGCCUUCAACGAGUCGUGGGGCCUCAACGUGCCCGGCUUCAAGCGUGGCCAGCUGCUCAUCAAGCUCGCCGAGCUCAUCGAGGCCAACCUCGAGGAGAUCGCCGCCAUCGAGUCACUCGACAACGGCAAGGCUUUCAGCAUCGCAAAGGGCUUCGACAUCACCGAGGUGGCCGCCAACAUCCGAUACUACGCUGGCUGGGCCGACAAGAACCACGGCAAGGUCAUCGAGGUCGACUCGAGCAAGCUCCACAUCCAGCGCCAGGAGCCUAUGGGCGUGUGCGGCCAGAUCAUCCCCUGGAACUUCCCCGCUCUCAUGUUCGCCUGGAAGAUCGGACCCGCCCUUGCCAUGGGCAACACCAUCGUCCUCAAGACGGCCGAACAGACGCCCCUGUCGGCUCUCAAGAUGUGCGAGCUGAUCAAGGAGGCUGGCUUCCCACCGGGUGUUGUCAACGUCAUCUCGGGCUUUGGCCCCGUUGCCGGCGCGGCCAUCGCCAACCACAUGGACAUCGACAAGGUCGCCUUCACCGGCUCCACUCUUGUCGGCCGCAACAUCCUCAAGGCCGCAGCGUCGAGCAACCUCAAGAAGGUCACGCUCGAGCUCGGCGGCAAGUCGCCCAACAUCAUCUUUGCCGACGCAGACCUCGACCAGGCCAUCAGCUGGUCGGCCUUUGGCAUCAUGUUCAACCACGGCCAGUGCUGCUGCGCCGGCUCGCGCGUCUACGUCGAGGAGUCCAUCUAUGAGAAGUUCAUGGCCAAGUUUGACGAGAAGAUCAAGAGCAUUCAGGUCGGUAACCCCUUCGAAGGCAACACCUUCCAGGGUCCCCAGGUUUCGCAGCUCCAGUACGACCGAAUCAUGGCCUACAUCGACUCGGGCAAGAAGGAGGGCGCCACGCUCCGCACCGGCGGCAUUCGCCACGGUCAGGAAGGCUACUUCAUCGAGCCCACCGUCUUCACCGACGUCAACCCCGACUCCAAGAUUGGCCGCGAGGAGAUCUUCGGCCCCGUCGUUGUUGUGCACAAGUUCAAGGACAACGCAGACCUCAUCAAGAAGGCCAACGACUCUGUCUACGGUCUCGCCGCGGCUGUCUUCUCCCGUGACGUCACCCGUGCCCUCGACACGGCCAACAAGCUCCAGGCCGGUACUGUCUGGGUCAACUGCUACAACCAACUCAACCCGCAGGUUCCCUUCGGAGGGUUCAAACAAUCGGGUAUCGGUAGGGAACUAGGAGAGGCGGCGCUCGCCUCCUAUAGUCAAUCUAAGUCAAUCCACGUCAACCUUCACGCUCCCAACCCGAUGUAAGCGGAGGACGAGUCGAUCAGUGGCGUGCUUCGAAAGUAUCAUAUCAGGAGACCAAAUGAAUCUUGUUUGACGAUUCACAAUUGAAGAGUGUGAAGAGUGAAGACGAAGGCGAAUCGGACCAAAUGAAGAAAUGAUGGAGGUUUGCGGGAUGCGCACAAAACCUUAAAUUUUAGCGGGUCGAAUGCAUUCCUUCGUUCGUCCAUCUUUUUUAUUUUUUGGUCACCUCUCGCUCGAUCGGUUCACAACGAUCUCUAGCGCGCCGAACGAGGACGAGCAGAAGUAGAGCAAAUGGCCUUAACCUGGAUUGACAAUACUGCGCAUGCAGAAUCUGCUCCGUGAGCUGGAGAGAUGUAGAAAAUUGCUGC
Molecule: messenger RNA, 1868 nt
Organism: Acaromyces ingoldii
Lineage: Eukaryota; Fungi; Basidiomycota; Exobasidiomycetes; Exobasidiales; Cryptobasidiaceae
Product: indole-3-acetaldehyde dehydrogenase
Exons: 5
Coding region: 1-1503 (500 amino acids)
Molecular function (GO): aldehyde dehydrogenase (NAD+) activity
Source: RefSeq, a predicted model, not a curated record